AUCAACGUCUAUCUGGGAUCUGGUGUUGAGUCGUAGCAUCGAUCGUGGAUGUGUACACGUGUGCGCACCAUGACACGUGCCUCCGCCCGGAACAGACAGCUGCCACCGUGGCUUGGCAUCUCUCCUUCAGUGCUUCCACCGCUCAGCGCCAGUACAAAAUCAACCAGCACCCAUGCAGUCAGUCACCGUUCUGCCCCACGUUAUCCAGAGCACCGAUCGUCCUUCAGAGCAUCGAUCCGAGCACCGUAGUGAACCCGCACGAGAAGAUGCACGCCAGGGACGUGGGGAAAGUGGCCCGAGGGGAGCAGGCGCCGAGGCCGCCGCACGAGCCCGGCAGCGUAGCCGACUCGCCGCCGCCGCCUACGUCGAGCUGCGCACUGCGCCCUGCGACUUCCGGUUCCCGACCCAGAACCAGACGCGCCACUGCUGCGUGCGCUACCUCGAGUACCACCGGUGCAUGAAGGCCAAGGAGGGUGACACGUCGGAGUGCGGCAAGUUCCAGCGCUACUACAGAUCUCUCUGCCCCACGGAUUGGGUUGUGGAGUGGAACGGGAAUCUAAUCUGCUGUAUCAUCUUAGGGAGCGAGUGACGACAUGUCAUUUCGAUGUACCAGUAGUUACAUAAGCACAGAGACAGCGGUCUGAAUCUAUGUUGUUGGCCCCUCUCCUUAAAAUGCUUCCAGCUGGUAGUGUUUGCCAUCUCAA
Messenger RNA from Triticum urartu, 704 nucleotides. RefSeq lists its product as uncharacterized. Gene Ontology annotation, cellular component: mitochondrion; respiratory chain complex IV. Lineage: Eukaryota; Viridiplantae; Streptophyta; Magnoliopsida; Poales; Poaceae. The record is from RefSeq and is a predicted model, not a curated record.